AGAUUACUUUAUAACCCAGACUGAGGGAGAGGAGAGGGAUUCUUAAGAAGGAUUUCGGGGGUGAAGGACUGCUCCCUGUAAGCAUCCAGAAUGCCGUUCAUAAAUAUUGACGACCUGACGGACAAGGACAAGGCUGUAAUGGAAGUAAACCAACUAAAAACUGAAAUGAAACUUGAGAGGUGGUUGACAUCUAAAUGCUGUGAGGAAAUCAAGGACUAUAUUCAGGCCGCAGAGGAGGAGGACACCCUCGUCAAAGGCAUUUCAGAGGAGAAGAACCCCUUCAAGGAGAAAGGUGGCUGUGUCGUCUGCUAG
Cyclopterus lumpus (lumpfish) is the source of this 312-nucleotide messenger RNA. RefSeq names its product guanine nucleotide binding protein (G protein), gamma transducing activity polypeptide 1 (gene gngt1). Gene Ontology annotation, molecular function: G-protein beta-subunit binding. Gene Ontology annotation, cellular component: heterotrimeric G-protein complex. Gene Ontology annotation, biological process: G protein-coupled receptor signaling pathway. Bases 91 to 312 code for a protein of 73 amino acids. The record is from RefSeq and is a predicted model, not a curated record. NCBI's taxonomy places the organism in Eukaryota, Metazoa, Chordata, Actinopteri, Perciformes, Cyclopteridae. The transcript has 3 exons.